Molecule: messenger RNA, 2084 nt
Organism: Micropterus dolomieu (smallmouth bass)
Lineage: Eukaryota; Metazoa; Chordata; Actinopteri; Centrarchiformes; Centrarchidae
Gene: zfp36l1a
Product: zinc finger protein 36, C3H type-like 1a
Exons: 2
Coding region: 132-1241 (369 amino acids)
Molecular function (GO): mRNA binding; metal ion binding
Source: RefSeq, a predicted model, not a curated record
AGAGGGGGAGUUUUGCUGGGUCAAAAAUACACAGGAGCUGCAAAUCAGAAACUCAGCAGACCUGCGCAACUUUCAACAAGCAGUUUGUUUUUUUUUUCUCCUACUUUAAGUUAAUUCUGGUCGCUGCAAAGAUGACCACAGCUGUGGUUUCGCCUUUCUUCGACUUCGAAGUAAUGAACAAGAACAACAAACUGCUCAGCUACAACCACAACCUGGGUGCUCCCCAUCCCAUCUCUGUCCCUUGCACUGGCACCAAUGUGCCCAUCUCCAGCCCCACCGGAGCCCUGCUGGACAGGAAGGCGGUGGGAUCUCCCUCAGUGGGAGGUGUGUACCAGCGGCGGCACUCUGUCAGCAGCACAAAGUUCAGCCAGAAUCAGUUCCUGAACAGCCUGAAGGCAGCGGACCACUCCUCACUCAUCUCAGGGGUUGGUAACAACAAGGAGAAUCGUCUGCGAGACCGCUCCUUCUCUGAGACGGGUGAGAGGCUCCUCAAUAAGUGCCUGGGCCCUGCCAGUCCCACCAAUGGCGGCAGCCAAGUGAACUCCAGCCGUUACAAGACCGAGCUUUGCAGGCCCUUUGAGGAGAAUGGCUCCUGCAAGUAUGGUGACAAAUGCCAGUUUGCUCAUGGAAUCCAUGAACUGCGCAGCCUGAGCCGCCAUCCCAAAUACAAAACUGAGCUGUGCCGCACCUUCCACACCAUUGGAUUCUGUCCAUACGGGCCACGCUGCCAUUUCAUCCACAAUGCUGAGGAGCGCCGUGGACCUCCCCAGCAGUGCUCCCCUCUUAACUCUUCCAACAAGAUGGAGAGGCCUCGACUGCAGCACAGCUACAGCUUUGCAGGCUUCUCCAACUCAGCUGGGCUGAGAGAUAGCCCCACCUCGGUCACCCCCCCACCCAUGUUCUUCCCUGAUGAGGUCCCUGACUGGCCCAGCAGUAACCCCUUCACCUACUCCAGCCAGGAGCUGGCCAACCUGUUUGGGCCCAGUCUCAGUGCCGGUCCUGUAGGCACAGAGCCCAACACCCCUGCACCUCCCUCUCCAACAAGCACGCCUUACUAUUUCAGACCCAUGUUGGAGUCCCCUCAGAUGUUUGAGUCUCCAUCCAGCCCUCCCGACUCUCUGUCAGACCAAGAGGGCUACCAGAGCAGCUCUGGAGGCAGCCUGAGUGGCUCGGAGUCCCCCACGCUGGACACCACCCGCCGCCUUCCCAUCUUCAGCCGCCUCUCCAUCUCUGAUGAUUAGACUUCACGCAUCCACCAGUGACUUUAAGUUCGAUGAAACAAAGAGAACACGGCACUCCCCUCUACCUCUGCCCCUUUCUGAAGCUUCCCUGUCUUCCUGUACACAAGACACCGUGUUUGCUCCUUGUUAGCAUUGUGCGGAUGUAGUCACUUAAGGGACCUCUCUCAACUCAAAUUAUCAUUUCAUCCCUGUUUAUCCACAGCAAGUUUUAAAACGCACCCUGCCAUGUGUCAUAGUGCCAAAAAAGGAGAGGAAAUUGAACAAUGAAAAUCAUGAGAACAAGAAUUGACUGUUUUGCCAGGUGCCACUUGGUUUUUUUUUUUGUUUGUUUUUUUAUUUGUUCUUGAAUGUGUAGCAGCACAAGUGGCCUUGGAAAGGGGAGUGCAUUGCACUAGCCCCCCCCCCACCCCAUGAUGACUAUACCACUUCCCCUGAGCUAGCUAGAGGGUGCUCACUAACUUAACUGUAGAUCUACCGCAGCCGUUUUUACAGACUGAGUUAAGACAAAAGGAAAAAAAAUAAAGACCCUGAAAAGAUAUGAAUAGUUUUUAAAGAGGAAAAAAAGUGCCUGGGGCGGUUUCUGCAUGUGUUUAGGGUGAAUGGACUACUGUUUGUUUGUUGGUUCUUUCUCAUUUGCCCACCUCUCCACCCCCCUGUCACAGUUCUUCUCAAGCCCCGUCUUAUGUAAUUGUGGACUGGGUGAGUCUGCAGGAAGGACUUUGAACUGGAAGUUGGUUAAACCCCUCCCCCUCCUGAGUUUUUCUCCUCCUGUUGCUGGUCACUGGCUCUCUUUUGGGAAGGAAGUCUUGAUAUCAAACUGAUCAUUAAACCUGUAAGACUUUG